Messenger RNA from Doryrhamphus excisus (bluestripe pipefish), 1908 nucleotides. Lineage: Eukaryota; Metazoa; Chordata; Actinopteri; Syngnathiformes; Syngnathidae. The record is from RefSeq and is a predicted model, not a curated record.
CACCAAGUAGCAGGUUUGGGCACCGCCAAUAAAUACUAAAGAAGACGAAGAAGGCCACCUUACUGUGGACCGCAAACAGACGUUUAUAAAUAAUUUUUGUGACUAAAACGUCAACACUUGGAACAGACACCAGCUUCAAGCCGAGGUAAGUUCUUGGUCAUCCACUGGCAUCACUAACAGCAGAAGGGAUGCUGGGGAGGAGCGUACUGAGCAGAAGCUUCUCCUGCCACCACCUCAGUAAAAAUGUCACUUUCUAUGUGAAUGAACAAGCCCCUGCCACGCCAGCGGGUUCCACUCAAGCCUGUGACAAACAUAAACCACUAACGCUCAUGCUGCCAUGGUUGGGAGCGCGCCCCCAGGCUGUGGCCAAGUACUGUGAGAUCUAUCUCCGCACUGGCUUUGAUGUGCUUGUAGUGGAGAGUGAGGUGCAAGAAUUCCUAUGGCCUCGCUGGAGUUUAGAACACGGAAAGCAGUUGCUGGAAUUGCUGCUCAGCGAUCGCUUCGUCUCCCGGCCACUGCUCGUCCAUGCCUUCUCCAUCGGGGGUUACACAUUUUCCCAGCUGCUGGUCCUGGUGUCUGAAGAUCCACAGAAAUAUCAGGCACUUACAGGGAGGAUCAAGGGUCAAGUCUAUGACAGCCUGGUGGCUGGAUCUGUGGAGACAAUGGCUUCAGGUGUGGCCAAGAUUGCCUUCCCUCGAUGGGAGACACCAGUGAAACAAGUAAGCUUAGUAUACUUCAACAUAUUCAAGCGGCAGACAACCAACUACUACACCAGAAGCAUAGAUGUGUUUUGGAACUCUCCCGUCACCGCCCCUGCACUCUUUUUCUAUUGCGAGAACGACCCACUGAGCAACCCCCGCGCGCUAGAGGACGUGAUAGAUUUCUGGCGGAAGCGCAGCAUCGACUUAACCGUUAAGAAGUGGGAGCAUUCCAAACAUGCUGGCCACCUAAAGACCCACCCACAAGAGUACCUGGCAACUUUACACUCAUUCAUUCAGUCACUCCAUAUGGUUCCUCUGAAGGCCAAGAUGUAGCAAUACAACAUGACCUUGGAUUUUCUUUUUUUGUGGGCCCCCUGAGUGGACCUGGAAAAUAUUACUGUCCAUAUGUAUAACUUGAAAAUAACUUCUCAGGUUUAUUAUACUACUUGCAAUAUAAGAUGUAUUUAUUUGUAAUGCAUAACUGCAUGAGCGAAAGUGAGCUAAUACCUUAUUUCCUGAAAUUGUGGCUAGAGAAAAUAUCUGGUGUUUUUUCUGUUUUUUUCACUUCAAUGCCAUCCAUAUGUGCCUGCGAGAACUCUAGUGACUUCUCUUGAAUAUGUUUACAAGGACACAGAAAAUCAUUUUGUUCAACAUAGCCAACUACUAAAGUGAAGGAUAGUGUAGUAAUAGUUUUGAACCUGGCUGUUUUUUGUUGCAAUGUUUUUUCUGUUUUACUACCAAAGUUAAUACAGUUGAACCUCCAAACGUGAACACAAUCCAUUCUGUGACACUGUUUGACUUCCAGGUUGUUGUAAUUUUAAAAAAUCUAUGUUUUUCCUAUAGAAAGUCAAUUGUUCAGACUGAAACUGUCACCAACACAAAAUAUUUAUUAACUCGUCAAGCAGUGUUCCAAGUAACAAUUAAACACUCUGAAGUGUUACCGAAGUGUCAAAAGUUAACCUCAUGCUAUUUCACACUUUUUGCCUUUUUCAAUGGUACAGUAAAAAGAGGCACAGAUGCUUGGUCAACUGAAAUUAAACAUUGCAUCUUCUUCUUUCUUACCAUGCUUACAAAUGAAUGUACUCUGAAAGAGCUGUUUCUUAACCCAAAGCAGUGCUUGUAUAACAUGUUUUUGCUUAUGAAUUUCACAAAUAAUUUAUUAACAUUUUUGGUCUGUGACAUUCUCGUGCCUUAAGUGUCUUUUUAA